AGAAGAGAAUGGUUAUAUUGAAGACGACUCUAUAAAAGCCUCCAUUUCCCCACGCGCGCUUAAAGUGUGUGUGUAUACCAUCGAACACAAAAUCAGAAGGCCGUUUGAAGAACAGAGCACGUCACUCUUCCAUCAGCUCUUCGCCUCUGCGGGGGUUUUGCUUCUUUCCAUUGACGAUUUUCGGAGCGUAGUUGCAGUUGGAUUGACGAAAGAAGAGUUGCUCGCUUGCCAUGGCUGGCUCUCAGAGAGCACGCGGUCUCGUCGUCUCGGCCGUUCUCUUAUUCGGUUGUCUAUUUGCAAUUUCCAUUGCGAAAGAGGAGGCCACCAAGCUAGGAACUGUUAUUGGGAUAGAUCUUGGAACAACCUACUCCUGUGUCGGUGUCUAUAAGAAUGGUCACGUUGAAAUUAUAGCAAAUGACCAAGGAAACCGUAUUACUCCAUCAUGGGUGGGAUUCACUGACAGUGAAAGAUUGAUCGGUGAGGCUGCAAAGAAUCAGGCAGCUGUGAACCCUGAAAGGACCAUCUUUGAUGUCAAGAGGCUUAUCGGAAGAAAGUUUGAGGACAAAGAGGUCCAGAGGGACAUGAAACUUGUCCCAUACAAGAUUGUGAACAAGGACGGAAAGCCUUACAUCCAAGUGAAGAUCAAGGAUGGAGAGACCAAGAUCUUCAGUCCUGAAGAGAUCAGUGCUAUGAUUUUGGUCAAGAUGAAGGAAACAGCAGAGGCUUUCCUCGGAAAGAAAAUCAAGGAUGCUGUUGUCACUGUCCCCGCCUACUUCAAUGAUGCCCAGAGACAGGCUACAAAGGAUGCCGGUGUUAUUGCUGGGCUCAAUGUAGCUAGGAUCAUUAACGAGCCAACUGCUGCUGCCAUCGCCUAUGGUUUGGACCAGAAGGGUGGCGAGAAGAACAUCCUGGUCUUUGAUCUCGGUGGUGGUACCUUCGAUGUCAGUAUCUUGACCAUUGAUAACGGUGUGUUCGAGGUUCUUUCCACCAACGGUGACACCCAUUUGGGAGGUGAGGACUUCGAUCAGAGGAUCAUGGAGUACUUCAUCAAGUUGAUCAAGAAGAAGCACGGAAAGGACAUCAGCAAGGACAACAGGGCUCUCGGAAAGCUCAGGAGGGAAGCUGAGCGUGCCAAGAGGGCUCUCAGUAGCCAGCACCAAGUCCGUGUGGAAAUCGAAUCACUUUUCGAUGGCGUCGACUUCUCCGAACCACUCACCAGAGCUCGCUUCGAGGAGUUGAACAACGACCUGUUCAGGAAGACCAUGGGACCAGUGAAGAAGGCCAUGGACGAUGCUGGUUUGGAGAAGAACCAGAUCGAUGAAAUUGUCCUGGUUGGUGGAAGCACCAGAAUCCCCAAAGUUCAACAGCUCCUCAAGGAUUACUUCAACGGGAAGGAGCCCAACAAGGGAGUCAACCCUGAUGAGGCUGUUGCCUAUGGUGCCGCCGUCCAGGGUGGCAUCCUUAGCGGAGAAGGUGGCGACCAAACCAAAGUGACAGACAUCCUUCUUCUGGAUGUUGCACCCCUCACAUUGGGUAUUGAAACCGUCGGCGGAGUGAUGACCAAGUUGAUCCCGAGGAACACCGUCAUCCCCACCAAGAAGUCUCAGGUUUUCACCACUUACCAGGAUCAGCAGACCACCGUCUCCAUUCAGGUCUUUGAAGGUGAAAGGAGUCUCACCAAGGACUGUAGGCAGCUCGGAAAAUUCGAUCUCACCGGAAUUCCUCCAGCUCCCAGGGGCACCCCACAAAUCGAGGUGACAUUCGAGGUCGACGCCAACGGCAUCCUGAACGUGAAGGCAGAAGACAAGGGCACCGGGAAGGCGGAGAAGAUCACGAUCACCAACGACAAGGGUCGCCUGAGCCAGGAAGAGAUCGACCGGAUGGUCCGCGAGGCCGAGGAGUUCGCCGAGGAGGACAAGAAGGUGAAGGAGAGAAUCGACGCCAGGAACAGCUUGGAGACGUACGUGUACAACAUGAAGAACCAGAUCAACGACAAGGACAAGCUCGCGGACAAGCUGGAGGGCGACGAGAAGGAGAAGAUCGAGGCCGCGACCAAGGAGGCCCUGGAAUGGCUGGACGACAACCAGACCGCCGAGAAGGAGGAUUACGACGAGAAGCUGAAGGAGGUGGAAGCCGUCUGCAACCCGAUCAUCACCGCCGUGUACCAGCGGUCCGGCGGUGCUCCUGGCGGCGGUGCUGCCGGAGAUGAGGAGGAGGAGUCGCACGAUGAGUUGUAAUCUCUUCCUUUUGACUUUUUUUUUUUUUUUGGCGCCGUUCCAGAUUAACGUCGACGUAGGCUACUACUGGGAGAAAAGAACGUAGGAGUAGAGAGUGGGAGAUGGAGAUAUUGUAAUUUCUCUUGUGGUAUCUCCUGAUCGGUUUUUUCUUUUCUUUUUCUUUGGUUCCGUUGAUAUAUUCGAAUUGGUAAACAUAAACCCCUUUUUUGUUUAGUUCUUCUGAAGCUAAUCGUAACGGAUUUUGUAGUGUUUCCCAGUUUAGUGUCUUCAAAUAUCAUCCUCUCUUGAAAGAGGACAGAUGUUCUUCUCCUUCCAACGAUACACAGCCGGGUGAAAGAACAGACCAUCAGCGGCAUUUAACAAAGUGAAGUACCGGAAGUUGCACUCUCAAGUCUAUCAUCUUACGGUCUUUGGGAAUGUAAAUGUUAAUGAUUUUAUGAUAUAAAAAUCGAAUGGUAUUAAGAGUGUUUUAGGAUUGUACUUUUGUUGAUUUUAUGAUCUCUAUGUAUGAUUAUACAUAUAAAAUUUUAUUUAUAAUAAUAUUGAAUGUACAGGACCGAUACUACGUAUGGGUACCUAAAAACCGCAUUAUGGAAAUGAGGUUACAAAACCUUCCUACCCACAAACAUGACGUUUGAAUUUUGAUGUUUAAAAAUGAGAGUUCAUAUUGUUUA
This is a messenger RNA of Linum tenue, 2911 nucleotides long. The record is from the annotation of a GenBank genome assembly. NCBI's taxonomy places the organism in Eukaryota, Viridiplantae, Streptophyta, Magnoliopsida, Malpighiales, Linaceae.